Molecule: messenger RNA, 1104 nt
Organism: Papilio xuthus (Asian swallowtail)
Lineage: Eukaryota; Metazoa; Arthropoda; Insecta; Lepidoptera; Papilionidae
Source: RefSeq, a predicted model, not a curated record
AUGAAGAUUGGAACGGUGCUCUUAGCGAUUACUCUUUUGCUAUACAAGGUACAAGGUCAGAUUUGUGGACCUCCAAUAUUACCACCGGCGCCAUCCCACCCUCCAAUGUAUCCAAACCCACCACUAAUACCCCCGGUUACACCUGUAGUUGGAACGACCAUAAUUGAUACUUCACUUUCAAGUGCACUCGCAAAUGUCCUACAAUUAUUAAUCGUUAGUGAUUUAAUAGAAUCGACAUUAAAUACUGCUUUAGGGCAUCAUUCAGUACCUGUGGCUCCUAUUUGUGAGCCGGUACCGCAACCGAUUCCGAUCUAUACACCAACAGUAGAAGUAUCACCUAUUACUGAAUUUGUUUCACAACCUUGUUCUCCAAUAAUAGAUUAUGUUCCAUCACGAGGACCAAAAGUUGAUAUUCUACCACGUAAUCCAGUGAUCGAUUAUUUACCUUCAUGUGCUAUUGAUUACAAACCACCGUGUCUUCCAUCUUUUGAUUUCAUACCACAAUAUGGAGUAGGACCUAUAGUCGAAUAUUCACCUCCUUGUCCGACGUUUAUCGAUUUAAAACCACCUUGUCCUCCAUCUUUUGAAUUUGCACAAUUCGGACCUGUGAUAGAUUACUUACCAGCACCGGUAGAUUUUUCACCACCGUGUACUCCAGUAUUUGAUAUGGUGCCACAAUAUGGACCUGUAAUCGAUUAUAUUCCACAGUCCGGACCUAUUUUUGAUUUUGCACCUCCUUGUGCAACUUUUAUAGAGCCAUUGCCGAACUUUUAUGGGGAAUGUAUAACACCAACACCAGUAAAUAUACCGACAAAUAACUAUUGUGGGUUCACUGAAUUUGUUACGCCGAUGUAUGGAAUGCCAGAAAUUAUUGGACCAGUACAAUUGGCACCUACUGUACCGAAUUGCUACAAUGGUGUAAGUGAAGUAAUUGGUCCUAGAGUAACAGUAGGACCUGUAGCAACAGAGUUUUUGUAUCCUACAAAUGUUCCAGCCCAAAUGACAUGUAAUAUUGGAAAUAUACCAUCUCUGCCAUUUGUCAGCGUGGAUCCAAUACCUUGUGGAUGUGGUUAUAACAAUGUAGGAAAUACAUAUUUUUAUUAA